CCUCAGUCGGUCAGUGUGGAUGAGAGCACCUUGGAGCGGACCGGGACAGAGCCGUGCUAACCCGGACUCCUGGCCCGGCUCGGCUCGGACUGACAUGUUCUGGGAUCUAAACCGGACCGGAGCGCGCGGGGCACCAAUGUGAGCUGCAGGAAGGCGCAUGCCAGAGCGCGCGCGUCCGAGUGGAUGAAUGAGUGACGGAGAUGGACCGGAAACUACUGAGUCAGGUGGUCUUCGUGUGCGUGGCGCUGAGCGGGCCAGUCUCCCCGGCUGAGUUAACCUGCGAAACUUUGAUCCUGCUGUCGACCAACUUCACAGCAAGGACCUUAGUCCUGCUCAACCAGACAUUUACCGUCAGCAACUCCUCAGGUGUGUACUGUGACCUGUCGGUGGAUGGGAUAGGAACCUGUUGGCCUCGGAGUGCAGCAGGUGAGCUGGUCUCCAGACCGUGUCCUGAGCAGUUCAACGGGAUCCACUACAACACCACCAAUCGGGUCUACAGAGAGUGUCAGGUGAACGGCAGCUGGGCGGCUCGAGGAAACUACAGCCAGUGCACCGAGAUCAUCGUCCUGAGGAAGAGUAAAGUUCACUAUCAGGUGGCUGUCAUCAUCAACUAUUUGGGCCACUGCAUCUCUCUGGGAGCGCUGCUGCUUGCCUUCACGCUUUUCAUGAGGCUCAGGAGCAUUCGCUGUUUGAGGAACAUCAUCCACUGGAACCUGAUCUCCGCCUUCAUCCUGAGGAACGCCACCUGGUUCAUCGUCCAGCUAACAAUGAAUCCCGCUGUUACCGAGAGAAACCAGGUGUGGUGCAGGCUGGUGACGGCAGGUUAUAACUACUUCCAUGUGACCAACUUCUUCUGGAUGUUUGGUGAAGGCUGUUACCUCCACACUGCCGUCGUUCUCACCUACUCAACCGAUAAACUCAGGAAGUGGAUGUUCAUCUGCAUCGGGUGGGGUAUUCCAUUCCCCAUCAUCGUGGCGUGGGCUUUUGGGAAGCUGUACUACGACAAUGAGAAGUGCUGGUUUGGAAAGAGGGCGGGAGUUUAUACAGACUACAUUUACCAAGGCCCCAUGAUCCUGGUCCUGCUGAUUAACUUCGUCUUCCUGUUCAACAUCGUCCGGAUCCUGAUGACCAAACUCAGGGCAUCAACAACCUCAGAAACCAUUCAAUACAGGAAGGCGGUGAAGGCGACGCUGGUGCUGCUGCCUCUGUUAGGAAUCACCUACAUGCUUUUCUUUGUGAACCCCGGAGGAGAGGACGAGGUCGCUCGGAUCGUCUUCAUCUACUUCAACUCCAUCCUUGAGUCCUUCCAGGGCUUUUUCGUCUCUGUGUUUUACUGCUUCCUGAAUAGCGAGGUGCGCUCCGCGGUCAGGAAGCGUUGGAUUCGUUGGCAGGACCGUCACUCCAUCCGGAGCCGUGUCAUACGUGCCACGUCACUGCCCACCUCACCGAGCAGAGUGUCCUUCCACAGCAUCAAACAGUCCUCAAACCUCUGACAGACCUGAACUCACCCAAUGGCGGUCUGAGAUGUGAUUCUCGUUGGCCAAUCUGAGCUCUUAUGAUGCAUGAGGACCAGACAGUUAGAGGGGGGGGCUCUGUGUGGCCCCGCCUCUCUUCACCCUCACUAGACUCUCUGUCUCUGGACUCAACCAAUCAGCUGCUUCAUAUGUUGCACUGAGCAGUAGGGAUGGGUAUUGAUAAGAUUUUCACGAUUCCGAUUCCAUUUUCGAUUCUGUUUAACGAUUCGAUUCUUUA
This is a messenger RNA of Maylandia zebra (zebra mbuna), 1752 nucleotides long. It is a transcript of the gene crhr1, whose product is annotated as corticotropin releasing hormone receptor 1. Gene Ontology annotation, cellular component: plasma membrane; neuron projection. Gene Ontology annotation, molecular function: corticotropin-releasing hormone receptor activity; corticotrophin-releasing factor receptor activity; G protein-coupled peptide receptor activity. Gene Ontology annotation, biological process: cell surface receptor signaling pathway; adenylate cyclase-activating G protein-coupled receptor signaling pathway. The record is from RefSeq and is a predicted model, not a curated record. Lineage: Eukaryota; Metazoa; Chordata; Actinopteri; Cichliformes; Cichlidae.